GCUGCUUACAAUGCUAUAAUCAGUCAAUGGCCGGCCGCUGGAUGUGCGAGGAAGCAAAUCGACAAAAGCACUUAUUGGAAAAAUAAGUUGGCGAAAAAGUAAGGCGUGCAGAAAGGAAUUGUACAACAAAGUGGCAGGAGCAUAGGAGCGUGUAGCUAUUUUUGCUCUCGGUGCGGUAAUCCAAACACAGUAUCGUUUGGACCGGCAAUCAGCGUGGACACGCACAAUUUCAACAAAUAAAAUAUUAUCAAGCACAAAUCUAAUAUGCUCACUAAAGUCUUCCGUAUGGUGAUGCUGGGCGCACCUGCCUCAGGUAAGGGUACGAUCUCGAAGCGUAUUGUCGACAAAUUCGGUUUCGUGCACAUCUCACCCGGCGACAUGUUGCGACUGAAUGUGGCACACAACACUGAGCUGGGUAAGAAGGCGAAGAAAUUCAUGGACGAGGGCAAACUGGUGCCCGAUGAUAUUGUGAUGAAAUGUGUACUCAGUCGCAUUACUGAAGUGGGCAACAAAUCGUGGAUGCUCGAUGGAUUUCCACGUACGUUGGCGCAAGCGGAACGUUUGAGCGCAAGUGAACCGUUACAUGCGGUUAUUAAUUUAGAAGUGCCACACGAUGUGAUCAUCGAACGUGUGAAAGGACGUUGGAUUCACUUGCCGUCCGGACGCGUUUACAAUGUGGGCUUCAAUGAUCCCAAAGUGCCGGGUAAGGACGACAUGACCGGCGAGGAUUUGGUGCAACGCGACGACGAUAAGCCCGAAGUGGUGGCGCAUCGCCUGCAAGUGUACGAGGAGAUGUUACGGCCAGUGUUUGACUAUUAUCAGAAACAAGACUUGAUCACCAAUUUCAAAGGACGCACUACCGCUGAAAUAUGGCCGCAAGUGGAGAAAUUUUUAGUGGAGAAAACGAGAUCGGCAGUUGCGAAGCGGGUUUAAGGCUGUGAGACGUUACAAAAAACGUGCAGAAUAUGUUUAUGCGAGUAUUGUAGUCGUGCACAAAAGCCACUUAACUUGACUUAAAACGCAUUGGAACCAAGAACAAUAAUUGUAAACGUUAAUUAACGAUAUAUACACACAUAUAUUUAAUACAUAUGUAUAUACUAAUAACCUUAUGUAUUUAAAAGUUUUAUGCUGCUCUUUAGGCACCGAAAACUUAUGUAGUUUUACAUACAUAAUUGUAUAUGUAAUUUUUUUUAUAAACUAAUUUGUAUGAGUAUACGUUUUUCGUGUGAAUAGAAAUUGUAAACGCUAGUUAAACAAACGGAACAAUAAUUUAAUGAAAUCAAAAUGUAAAAAUAGUUUUAAAUAAAAAUAUGCUUAAAUGUAA
This is a messenger RNA of Zeugodacus cucurbitae (melon fly), 1324 nucleotides long. RefSeq names its product GTP:AMP phosphotransferase AK3, mitochondrial (gene Ak3). Gene Ontology annotation, biological process: nucleobase-containing compound metabolic process. Gene Ontology annotation, molecular function: ATP binding; AMP kinase activity. The coding region runs from base 265 to 933 and encodes 222 amino acids. Lineage: Eukaryota; Metazoa; Arthropoda; Insecta; Diptera; Tephritidae. Gene Ontology annotation, cellular component: mitochondrion; cytoplasm. The record is from RefSeq and is a predicted model, not a curated record. The transcript has 2 exons.